AUGUCGAGAGGCCUACAGAGACACAUGAUGAAUCUAGUGAAGAGGACAGUGGUGUUGCUAUGGGUAAUUACCGAGAUUUGCUCUUCAGUAGCAACCGAACCGUGUAAUACUGCGAAUGUGUUACCGAACAUGGAUAAACGAGGACUUAGUGAUCAUCCACCAACCGGGAGCCAUCCUAUUGACGACCAUUACAACAUUCCUGAUGGCGGAAGUUGGUACAGAGUUGAAGGACAGCAAAUGCUUACCAAUAUAUCGACCGCGGGUAUCGAGAUGUGUGGGACAACUUUUCCCAUAUAUAUGCAAGGAGCUAUACCAAAAUUAACGGAUGGAAUUGUAAGCCGAACCGUUUGUACCAUCACCUUUGGCAACACGUGCAGCCAUCCGCAGCACAUCAAGAUAAAAGUAUGCCAAGAUUUCACGGCGUACUUUCUCUCGCCUCCUCGUAGUACUGGCUCAGCAUAUUGUUUUGUGACUGAAGAUGAAACCAGUGUUGCACCAACGUACCUCAUUCCAAAGCCCUCCUUAUCAAACAAGCUGGUAAAUGAGAGUAUCUACCAAAGGCUACAGUUUAAAUGUUCAUUUGAACCCUCGCUUGAAGAUCUAUAUUAUCAAGUUUUCUGGUUCGUCGAUGACAAGCCCCUAUACGUGUCGAAAAUGGCGAAGAAAACGGAACCGGAAACAUUUGUACUGCAGGAAAAAACGGGUGUGCUAGAAAAACUUGGAAUAAAUAUCGCGUGUUCUGUUCGUGCAAAGACAAAACCGGACGGAGUACCAGGGCCUAUGUCACAAAAGAGUGUUCAAUUUUAUGCUGGAAUCACGGUAAAGACGCCGACAGUCACCGUUUAUCGUGGUGGCGCAACACAUCGCCAGACGUACAUUGUAUUAAAACCGACGGUUCCUAUAGGAUGCCCACCUUCAAUACAUAGACCGUGUAUUGUCAAUGUCGAAAUAAGCAUCCCGCCCCGGCAUCAACAAUGCACAGGAAGUAUUGGAUCGGUACAACAGGGUCAAAAUAACAAAUGCGGAGUGCAGAUCUCGCAUCUGGAAUGGGACCGCGAGCACAGAAUUGAAGUAUUCUGGGUUGACGAUCAGGCAUACACCAUCAAUGCAAAUAGCUACAAAGUUAGCAUGCACACAAUUUUGAAUAACUAUCGUCCACUAUGGGGAGGGAUUAGACUGUCUGACGUCAGUGUACAAGUUAGUGAUGAAACUCAAAUAUGGAAAGGAAAGGAAUGCCAUGCAAUUUGUGAUCCACACAUGAAGACGUUUGAUGGAAGGAAUAAACCUAAGGAUAUGAUAAUCAGAACCCUGGUACAUUUGUUACUGUAUGAACAUGAUGAUUCCUCAAGGAAAGUACAGGUUCAAAUGACAGUUACGUCAUGUAAUCCUCCACUCCAUGUCUAUUGUGUGUGUGCUAUCGCCGUGCGUGCUGGAGGUGAUGUUUUCGUCAUCGACCGAUGUCCGACGACUUACCGACCUAUUUUCGAAUUCCGCUCUUGCGAGGACAACAUCCUUGAUGUUAGGAAAAUCAAUGAGAACAAUUAUAAGAUUUACUUUCCAAGUGGUACUUACCUAGACGCCCAUCUCUGGCACUACACCGGAAAAGACGUUAUGGAUCUUCAUAUGUUUCCUUCAACCUCGGACGCCGAUCACACCAGGGGACUGUGUGGUGUACUGAAUGGAAUCACAAACGACGAUUUUCUUAAGCCUGAUGGAUCACAAACCCAAAAUAAUAAUCAGUUCUCACAGUCCUGGAGGGUUCAAGAACGAGAUAAUCUUAUCACCAUGGAUUCUGAAUCUUUGCAAAAGCUGGAGGUCUGGAAUAAAACCGUUCAGUUUUGCACAUGCAACGAACACGGUCAAAAUAACGCACCUAUACAAAAAAUCCAAUGCUCCCAGAAUACCAUAGCAACAUGUGUGAAGAAAGAUGAAGCAACUGUGAAGAAGCAACAACGCUGUAAGGUGAAGGCGACACGUGGGCUGAGAAAGGAAUCAGUGAUUACGUCACCUGGUCAUUUCAGCAGACGAAAGGAUAACAUAAUGAAUCAGUUAUAUAAACUUGAUUAUCAGAGAGAAGUUACCGGAAAUUGGAAUGCAACGUAUGCCAGAACAUAUUGUGAGACGUUCCUUAAACAGUCUUCGUCGUUUGAGGCAUGCUCACAAGACAUAACAGUCACCGAUCCCAAGUCUGCAGAAGACACAUGUGUCCUUGAUAUAAUGGCCACUCAGACGACGAUGUGGUCUAGCUCUGCGCGUGAAUCCCUGAAGUCCGUCUGCCUGAAGGAACUGAAACAAAACACCACGUACCAGGAAGAAGAUUCACCAGAGCAACCUUCCAUUGCCCAGAAAAUUAAGGAGAUUGCGUGUCCAAACGAGUGUACUGGAAAUGGCCUGUGCGUAAACGGAACUUGCACCUGUAAUGCGAAUUUUGGAGCUGCUGAUUGCUCUAUAGACAUCCGGGUACCUCCCCAAAUAUAUGGUGUAAACAUGGACUCAAACGGUACCUGCGAUAUCCGGACGUGUGAAGCGGCAAUUAUUGAAGGAGAAACGUUUGUAGACUUUGGAAAUCUCACCUGCCAUUAUCAACUAUUUGAGAUAAGCAUUAACGGUACAGAGGAGUUUGCUACCAACAUGACAUUACCAGGCCAGUUCAACACACUCGUGGAGGUAUUCUGUCCCCUGCCAGACUUGUGGAAUGACCAUAUAACUAAACGUUCAACAGAUCGGUCUUCCUCCCGUCCAGUCCCAUUUGUGUACCGAUGGUCUGUAGCAGUCAGCAAUGACGGAGAACAUUUUGGAGAAGUCUCCGAUCUGAUAGUCUAUAAUGCUGAUUGUCAAUUGAUAGUGGAUGUUUCCGUCUCGUUAUUUGAAUUAGAGGAUGAGUAUUGUUUUAUUCGUGGCACGUGCGCACGAGAUGGUGAAACAGACGCAUCUGAUCAGUGUUCUGUGUGUAAACUGGAUCUGACAAGGUUUGAAUGGAGCAAGAACAACGAUUUUUGCAGGAUUGGAGAUCUUUGUGUAGCCAAUCAUUCUGUCGAUGCACACAACAACUGUUCAAUCUGCAACGUAGCUCUUUCCUCUGAGACAUGGAGCCAGAAUCCAGAUUACUGUUCAAUAGACGAUGCUUGUGUUCCUGAUGGUAUCGUUAAGAACAUGUCUUCCUGUCUGAUAUGUAACACAAGUCGUGACGUUACUCAGUGGUCACUUGCUGAUGACUACUGCUUGAUCGAUGGUCACUGCGUGGCUGAUAAUGUGACUAGGGAAGGGGAUGCUUGCUCUGUGUGUAACGUUACAAUAUCUCAAUCGACUUGGAGCGGAAGCAUUGGACACUGUAUGGUAGACGGCGCAUGUAUCGCCGAUGGUACUGACAACUCCAAUGCAACUUGUCGCAAUUGUGACGUCAGACAGUCUACGAAUAACUGGACCCUGAAGCCAGACUACUGCCUGAUCGAUGGUCACUGCGUGGCUGAUAAUGUAACUAGGGAAGGGGAUGCUUGCUCUGUGUGUAACGUUUUAGUAUCUCAGUCGGCUUGGAGCGGACACAUGGGGUACUGUAUGUUAGACGGUGUAUGUGUCCCUGACCUUACUGACCACUCUAGUGAAACGUGUCUCGAAUGUGACGUCACACAAUCGCGGAACGACUGGACAUUGAAGCCAGGCUACUGUUUAAUAACUGGCCAAUGUAUCGCUGAUAACGUGACCAAGAAUGGGGAUGACUGUUCAGUGUGCAAUGUCAAAUUGUCUCAAACGGCUUGGAGUGAAAAUACAGACUUUUGUAGAAUAGAAGGACAAUGUAUUCGCCAUAAUACGUCAUCGAACACUGACAAGUGUUUGACGUGCGACGUAGGACGCUCACGUGAUCACUGGACCAGAACCUGUGAAACAACACAUAAUGCCGAUCCAUCAAACAGGACAUCCGGAACUACACACAACAUCAGAAAUGUACAUGAUGGCCCGCAUAAAGAGAAAGCUGGAACUGGCUCUUCAUCAAAAGCCUGGAUAGCGGGUCCUGUGAUCGGAGGAGUGAUUAUCGUCAUGGUGAUAAGCAUACUUUUAUAUCGUCGAUGGAAAAAUAGGAAUGACGAUACAAGCUACAAAGUAACUUACGUGGCGUCGGCAUCAUAGCUUGAGCGAUCAGUCCGGAUUCGAAACAGACAUCAACUGAUAGUCAUACAACUCUAAUGUAAUCGGCAAAAUACUCAUGUGAUCAACGGCAGCAUAAUGCAUCACUUUAUUUUGCAUAUAAUUGAAUAAUUAUGUCAUAUACUUAGUAUUUCAAAAGCUGUAUAUACAUUUGGCAUGGUUAAUGUGAAAUUGAUAUGGAUAGGAAACAUGUUUUAAAGUUGAUAUAAUGUGUAAAGACAUUCAUAAUACUACAUCAAGUGUUGAUUUAAGAUCUUUGCUUGUUAUAAAACCACCCAAGAUUCUCAUCUUCGCCUGAGGCCAAUUGUCACAUUUGACCACUGGUACUAUGAUAUGAAUGUAUUUUGUAUGAUACUGAUUGGUACUAUUUUCAAAUUAACAAAAUAGUAUUUUGUAAAGUUUUCAUUAAGUACACUAGAAAUAUGUAAGGCAUAUGAUAGAGCAUACUAGUACAAACAAGGUUUAUCUCCGACUUUUAUUUGAUAACAAACAUGCAUCGUCAGUAGUGACCACUUAAAACGUUUAAGAGGUUACUCACCACUAAAGUCAAAAACUGAAAGUACCUCGAUUAUCGAGAAAAGUUUGUUCAAAAGCAUACGGUAAAUCACAAUAACAUCCGCGAUAUAUAUUUGACCCUAUACUAACAUAUAUAUUGUAUAUUACCUUUACACGCAAUAUUACAUGUAAAAUGUUCAGAAAGCAUCCCAGGCUCAAGUCAAAAUUCAUUUUUGUUACGCUUGUAUAUGUACUUUAAUCAUGAAAUCGGCCUGUUGUAUUAUCAAUUGGACCAUGUAAUUUUCUUGUAUAUUGCACUAGUUUGAUAUACGCUUUGACGAGUGUGGCGUCAUAGUCUGGGCUAUGACAUUACACCAGGAGUUAACAAUAUCAAUAAAUUGGCUAUCUCUGCUUUAAUUAGGGUUUUUUUUCAUUUUGACAUUAAAACCGAACACGUUUUCUGAGGUAUGAAUAGAUAGACCUAUACAUUUUGCUUUUCCUUUUGUGAUAUUGAAAGAGACUCGAAAUCUGUCUCGAAGUUUGAACAUUUCUCACUAAGACUCGGUUUAUAAAAUCUGUAUGAUAAUUCAUUGUAUAUCCUCUAUAUUUUAUACAUUCAUAUUAUAUGCAUAAUAAAAACUUGAUUAUAUAUGGAACAGUCUACUCAUGACAAUAAAAUGUUCAUUUCAUCCAAAUAUAUAUAUAAUAACAUCAUCUUGGGAUAAAAUGUAUCUAUUAAGAUUAACAUAUACUUGAUGUUUUCACGAAUAAAGUGUAAUUUAAACAUAA
Pecten maximus is the source of this 5427-nucleotide messenger RNA. Its product is annotated as von Willebrand factor D and EGF domain-containing protein-like. NCBI's taxonomy places the organism in Eukaryota, Metazoa, Mollusca, Bivalvia, Pectinida, Pectinidae. The record is from RefSeq and is a predicted model, not a curated record. The coding region runs from base 1 to 4125 and encodes 1374 amino acids. The transcript is spliced from 29 exons.